Messenger RNA from Homalodisca vitripennis (glassy-winged sharpshooter), 6048 nucleotides. RefSeq names its product transmembrane protein 192. The transcript has 7 exons. Bases 1 to 861 code for a protein of 286 amino acids. Gene Ontology annotation, cellular component: late endosome; lysosomal membrane. The record is from RefSeq and is a predicted model, not a curated record. NCBI's taxonomy places the organism in Eukaryota, Metazoa, Arthropoda, Insecta, Hemiptera, Cicadellidae.
AUGCCGCCAUUUAUCUCCAGUUGUGUUUACACGCUCUGUAGUCCGCAGAUAGGAGUGUUUGCUGACGCCUCUAGUAACCGACGAGAUGCACACCGAAGAGACGGUCGCCCUCACGGUGCUCACACUCUAAUGAAUGGGGACGAGACAGAGUAUCUGCAGCCUGUGCUUGGAGUUUUGCCCACACAGCGAUUUAAGCCAUUGAACUCUUCAUGGGUCGGAGCCCUUCUGCUCUUCUUGGUUAUAUUGCAAGAGCUGGUGGGUGUAGUCACUGUGUUCUUCUGGCCAGCCAAAGCACGCCACUGUGAGCCACUCUUCUUGUUACUCUACAGCCACGCCUGUCUCUGGUUCCUUGUACUAUUCCUGGACCAUGUACUCAAGUGGCACCACAACAAGUUGAGGCUGGAAGGUUAUCUGAGCGCCUAUGAACAGAUGACCAAAUACGGUUCUCUUCCGUUCUAUAUCGUUUCACUGGGUAUCACAGUGAUGUUGGUAAUAAUCACAGUCUACCAUCAAGUGCACGUUGUACUGGAGCCAGUCUGCACUCUGACAUUGCUCUCCCCGCUGGUGGUAGCUCUCGGAACCACCUCACUAGAGUCUGUUUUACUCUCCUACAUCCUCAUCUUGUACCUGGUUAAAGUUCACAAAUUCAAUGCUGUGAGGGCUCCACCCGAUGUGAACAGCUUUGAUACGUGGGAUGCUUUCACUAGUCAGGAAGUGGGAUACAGGGAGCGAGGGGAGGAUGUUCAGGAGCUGUUACAGAAGCAGGCCGAUUCCAUCCGCUACUACAAAGAUGCUAUAGAAGUGCUGCAACGGAAGGUGAUGGGUCUGACAGCUCAGCUUAGGGGUGACUCCAUCAACUAACAGUGCACAACAAGUACUCUAGUGGGUACAGUCUACUGACUCUUACAAAAACUAGAUCGAUUUAUGUAUAUUAGUUUCACUUCUGUUAGAUAGGUGAUAUUCUUGGUUAAACUAUCAUUUUCCUUGUAUCAAGUUACCUAAUGAUAAUAACUACAAAUCGAGGUUCAGAUAAAGUGUUUUGCUGGUGUUGGUAAUUAUCAUCAUUUAUAGCUUUGAUCUAGUUAGAGGUGUAGACAAAGUUGUGUGACUAAACCUACCUAUCACAAUAAUUUUAAAUUUCCUGAUAUAAAGGCUAGUUUGUGUACUUCCUCGAUGACUUCACCAGAAAAGUGUUUGAAUCGGAAAGAUACAUGUGAGUUUGUUUACAUGACAAAUAUAUUUUGUUCAAAAUAAUUUCUGAAACAGUCAUGAAAGUUAUUGUAUAUGUAUUGUCAUUUUAACAAUAUAGACAGACAAACAAAGUAAACCUGACAAGGGAUAAUCCAGGAAAACAAGAGAAUAAGUCAGAAAUUCUAUUAGUGGAACUGAGAAAACCAGUUGAAUAGUAAUGUAGUAUUGUCAAACACACCAUCCAUAGUUAUCUUUAUCUGUGCUGAAAUCGCUCACGCUGUGUCUUUGCUACGAUCUACAUACCACAUCAAAAUCUUUCUGUGCUUGUUCUUUAUUAAUUGAUAAGCAUAGUUUGGACUAUUGUAUAGAUUAUCAAGGUUGUAAUGUAUUUAAUUUAAUUUUAGGUUUUGACUCAAUGUCAUUCAGAACUAAUAUUGUUAUUCAAACGAGUAUAAAUGACACAACAGAAACAAUUUCUGUCGUUACUCUUUUAGUUGAAAUGUAUCUUUAGUUUAACAGUAACGAGAUCUAACAAGUCGUGUUUAUGUAAAGUGACAGUAGUGAUUAAUCUUAGUGUUCAGUUUUUAAUGUAAGUUGCUAAAAGGAACAUCUUAAAAAUUAAAGUAGAAAUAGAAAACUAUUCUCUAGUUAAUGUACAUGUGUAUUUUACAAGGCUAGAUUUAAUAUACCUAAGCUUCUUAUAACCCCAAUUUUCAAUUUAUUAUGUUUGCAUGACAACUUGCAUGAUCAUUAAUUUAAAUCUGUGUUUAUAUUUUGUUUUUAAUUGAGAAAUAUAGUUUAAAAAUCAAUAAUUUGUUUUAUCCUCAAUAAAACAAUAUAAAUUAUAAUGCACAUAUCCAAAAUAUGACAACCAAAGUUCUGAAAUCAAAAACUAACAUUACUAAUACUUUUUUAUAUUUAAUACAGUUUAGGUCCAGUGAUGCCAUGUUAAUUUUGUCUGUCCCUUUCUCAAUUAUUAAUUUCAGCAUUUUUUUCUUAAAAAAAAAAUGUAAUUAUACGUCUAGGAUUACAAAAAAUGAAUCCCAAUGUAUUGUUUUAUUUUCUCAGUUAUCAACAAUUACCAACAAAAAGUAAUCAAAUAUUCAAGGUAGUAGUACCAAGGUAGAAUGGUACCAGGGCAUUCACUCCUACUAUGUAUCAGAUCUCCCUUGUGUUAAUAAGAAUUAGUAAUUUCUAAUUAAGGUUAAUAUUUUUAAUCAAUACUCAACAAACUAAUGGAAAUAAUGGGUAUUAAAAACUUGGUUAAGUUUAUAGCAAGAGAUAUAUGUUACAGCCUGACAUAAAUUAUUAUUCCAGAUACCAGAAGUCUAUUCAGGUGCAUUGUUGUCAAAUAAAAAAAUUCAAAAUGUCAAGUAUUAAAUUUGAUGCAUUAAUGAUGAAUCAUAUCAUAAGGUGAUUUAACUAAACAGUUGGUGUGUGCUAUUGCAUCCAUUCAACAUUUGAUCUCAUUUGUGGUUGUUUCUAUUGGAAAUUAUAUAUGAAUAUUGUAACCAAAAUCAAAUCAAAAUUAUUUUUUAUUGUCAUAAAAAUUGUAAGAAUCAUUUUAAAGUCAAAAAUGAGGCCCAGUGACAGCCAUGCCCAUCUUAAUGUUAACAUACAAAUUAGAAUGUUAACAUGCUAGUUAUAAAACAGGAAAAUGAAAAUAUAAUGGUAACCAGUAUGAAUUAAACUCAGAUAGUUGCAUUAGUUGAUGAUGGAAAAGUGUAUAAUUUUAAAAGUUUCUAGCUAGAAUGUAAUAGAUUUCGUGCAAAAGAAGGAUUUCCAGCAAAUAUAAAGGAUUGUCCUAAAACCAGGAAUAAUAUUUUCUUAGGAAACUUUUUUGAUCAUAUUUUUGAACUGAUAGAGUAGAUGAUUGUAUACUUUCAAGGAAACUACUGAGUGACUAUUUUGUGUUAUGGUUAACCUGUUAUGAUAAAUUACUACGGAACUCUUAUGCUUUGUAUUGUAUAAGUAAUUAUCAAUGUUGGGUUCGAUUUUGAAAAAUAUUUCUUUAAAUCAAAAAGAUAAGCUUUUAUAACAUUUUAAAUUUUAAAAUCUUAAAAAGAGGUAUUUUUAAGAAUAAGAAUAGUAUUGGUAUUAUUUCCUCACAUGAUGAGCCCAUAUCUAAGGAUGAACUGAAAAAGGCAAAAUAAUCUGUUUUAAUAUACUCACUAGGAAUAAAUUGAGUGAGAUGCCUAAGGAUAAAGACAACACAUGAUAAUUUAGAGGAUUUGUAAUUUGUGUGUGUAUCCCAAUUAAAAUUUUUAUCCAUAAAUAUUCCCAAGAGUUUGACACUUGAUAGGUUACAAUGAGGGUUAUAAUUGUUAUCAGUUGGCCUUAAACUGAAUAGCAUAUUUUGAGUUUUUGAUUCAUUUAAAAGAAAGCCAUUACAAUUUUAAGCUUCUGCAAUAACAGAUUCUGUAGUUAAACAAAGUGCAUUUAAAUUAUUGCUAAAACUUAAAAAAAAUUGUCUCAUCAGCAUUUUUUGUUGCUGGGACUGAAAAAUGAAGGUCAUUAAUAGAUGUUAGUAACAACAGUGGGCUAAAUGUAUAUCCUUGAGGGACUCAAUAGUUCAUUAUAGCUUCCCCAGAUCAUGUGCCAUUAACAAAUACUUUUUGUUUCUUAUCAACUAAGUAAGAUUUAAGAAAUGAAAUAAAUUUGUUGUCAAUAUUAUAAUAUGAUAGUUUCAUAAUGAGAUCAUCCAUUUCCACACAGUCAAAGCCCAGUUCAGGUUACACAAUGUCACCUGAGCAAAAUCGUUUUCCUCAAAAGCCUGAGAGAUGCUCCUUACCAGAAUGUUCAAGACCUGAAUGGGAGAUUUAUUUCGAAAAUCAAACUGUGUGGGAUUCAAAAGAUGAUUUAUUUCAAGAUAAAAGACAUAUCUGUUAAUAGACCAAAGGCUCUAAAAGUUUUCCUACGAUGGGAACAAUAAAUAUGAGUCGGUAACUCUCUGGUUUAUUUGUUGUACCUUUUUUUGAAAAUAAGACAGACAUGAGAGAUUUUCAUUUUAUCAAAGAAAUAACUAGAGAAAUUUAAAAAAAAGGUGAGAGGGCCAGUUAUAUGAGGAGUUAUUUUUUAAAUUAGACUGUUAGACAUAUCAUAAAUGUCACAGGUAUCAAAAUUAUUAAGAUUUUUAAUUCACAAAGAAUUUUUUCUGGAGUAACUUCUGCUGAAAGGUUUCAGAUGGUUACUUUAAAUAGUUUUUCCUUAGCAACUCACACGAGCUUUGAAAAUUAUUACCCAAUCUUUUUAUCACAGCAACAGAAUCGAUUAUAUAAUUAUUUAAAAUGUCUGGGCUGAUACAUGUAUUGUGUUUAAUAUUGGUUGUCUGACCGUUUUCGUUAAUUAUUUUUCAAUCUGUUUUACACUUUUUAUUACUACUAUUAAUCAUGUUUUUAUUAUGUGAGAGCUUGGCUAAAGUUAAAGGUUGUCGGUUCUCUUUCUUCAAUUUUUGAAAACUUUGUUUAGAGUUUUGAUAAUUUGUUUGAAAUUUCAUCCAGGUAUUGCAGUCUGUCUUUUACUUUAUCCAAAUCAAUUCAACCACUUUUAUUGGUGCAAUUAAAUUUUUUGCACAUCACUCAUAUUCCUGCUGCUCAGUUAACCGAUUAUGCUUUGUAAUAAAAAGGAUACAAUCUGUUUCUGUUCAUGUCUUAUGCAUUUAAUAAUGUCUCCAUAACAUAGAGAUAGAAUAUAAAUGGCAAAAAUAUCAAAAACAAAAAUUUGUAUUCAUACAAGCUCUUAAGUAAUUUAUCAUCAGUUAUAUGGUGAUUUAUUGUAUAUCUACGAGCUUAAUACACACAUUCAAGAAUUUUUCAUUUCUGAGUUAGUCUUGGUCCCUUUAGAUAAUAUAAAGGCACCGUAAUCAAACCAAAGAGAAGUCAAGAUGAUAUUAUAGCAUAAUUAUUAUCAUUUGUGACAUUUAAAAUAUAUUAUUUUGAGAGUUGUAUUAAGAUUAACAUAUUUUGGAAGAUUUCAUGUAUUUUUAUUAUUUAUAAGCUUAGGUAGGUAAUGUUGUUUUCCUUUAGCAAGCAUAUUUUAGAUGUCAUAAAUGAUUUUUUCAAAUUAAGAUAAAAAUAUUCGCAAUAGACAAUUAUAAAAUAAAAUAAUACUUUUAAGAAGAUUGUCAUAUCCUAAAUAUUGCUGUAUGAUGAAUAUUUUGUGUUACCAAUAGUAAUUGUGAUUUCCCAAAUCUUAUCUUAGUCAAUUAUUUAACCAAAGAAAUUAUGAAUUUGUUGUCAUUUAUAUGGAAAAAAUCACAAUGGGCAUUAAUAGCAGCUAUGUACCGUUUUAUAAAAUUAACUGUUAGAAAUGGUAAUAUUCAAUUUGCCUCUUAUAUUUGUUUGUUUAAAAUAACUUUCAAUGCAAUUUUAAGUAAUCAAAUUUAACAUUCCACAGCUUGAACUGUACGUAACAAUUUCAGCUCUAAAUGUGUAAACAUUAGUAAAUUGAGAAUACUUAGUGAUGUGAAUAUAAUAUAUUCACUAUAUACAAGUACUUCUUAGACAUAAUUUUCAGUCUCAGUGUUUAAAUCCAAUUUUUCUGUUAAAAACACCAAAGUGCAUUGUAGAAUACAAAUGAAAAGAAGUGAGACAUGUUCAGUUCACUCUUAAACUGAGAUUUACUGUCACUUGUAGGUGUGUAAUGUUGAUUUUUCUGUAGUUACUUCUACUGUGUUAGUAGUGUAUUAAGUGAAUUCUGAACAGAUUGUUUAUGUUUGUAAUGUGAUGUAUAUAUAGGAUAUAGAUUUAAGUUUAGGCUGUGACCUAUAAACCAGAUUGUACAUAAUAAAAAUAACUAUUUGCUUAUAUUCUUUUCUGUAUAAAAUGGUCGGAAAUGUUAAUAAAAAUUUAAAGACAG